Messenger RNA from Entamoeba dispar SAW760, 1008 nucleotides. RefSeq lists its product as uncharacterized. The transcript has a single exon. NCBI's taxonomy places the organism in Eukaryota, Evosea, Mastigamoebida, Endamoebidae. The coding region runs from base 1 to 1008 and encodes 335 amino acids. The record is from RefSeq and is a predicted model, not a curated record.
AUGGAAAAUAGAUGGUGGGAUGAAAUUCUUCAAAGAAAAGAAGAAGUAGAAGAAUUAUUAAAACAAACCAAACAAGAAGGAAUAAGUAUUGAACAAUUAGAACAACAGAAUGUGAAUAAUCAUGAGAAUGAUUUAAUUGAUAAUACAGAAGAAAUUCUCAAUAAAAUAAAAUGGAAAAUACAACUUACAGAAGAAAAAAUAUCUAAAAGAAAUGUAAUUCUCCAACAUUUAAAAGAAGGAGUAAAUAAAAUAAAGCGAAUAAAUCAGAAGCAAGAAGACGAAGAAAUAAUAAUGAAAGAAAUAACAAAUGAUAUUGUCAGAAAAUUAAUUUUUAUAGAAGAAAAUAAAUAUAAAGAAGAGAUUAAAGAAAUUGAAUCAAAGUGCCAAGAAAUGAUAAAUAAAAGAAAAGAAGAAUUUCAGUUAAGAAGAACUGAACUUAACAAUAUGAAGUUUAUAAUUCCUAAAAAAAUUGGUAUUAUUCCAUUUAAACUUAAAAUGGAUAAAGAACUUAGAAUUAUUGGAGAACAUUAUAUUUAUUUACAAAAUUGGUGUAAUUUGAAUGAAUGCCAGAUUGUAUUUGAUUCUUCUCAUAAUUCACAUGAGCAAUUUAAUUAUAAGAUUAUGAAUAAACCCAAUUUGUACUUUAUUAAUUUUGAUGAAUUUGGUUAUGUAUUUGGAGCAUUUGUGUCUGUUCCUAUUCAUGAAACUAACAAAUUUAUUUCUGACCCUAACCAUUUUAUUUUCUCAUUAAAGAAGUCAACAUUUAAACCAAUGAAAUGGAAUCCAAUUGGAGACAACAGCUCUAAUGCUCUCUUUGUUUAUAAAAAUGAAAGUUAUUUAUAUCAAGUUGGUCAUAUAGGUUGUUUUAUAAUUCAUCAAACUGGUGUGGCAGACUCAUAUUGUAAGAAUCUUCAAAUUGCUUAUUUAGGUGCACCAUCAAGUUUGAGUAACACAGACAGUUUUGAAGAUUUCUCAGUCACUAGAGUUGUAGUUAUUCAAAUGAUGUAA